AUGCAGAAGGCGGAUGAGUCGAGCUACCUGACGCCGAUGCAGAUGUCGCGAGACCUCCAUCUCGCGCAACACAUUAUCCAACGCAUCGUCGGAGAUUUCAUGGUACGUGUGCCGCCGCCCCCUUCGGGCCGUGCCAAGAAAAGAAAGCCUCGGGAUGGCGCAUUGGAAUGCACCAACCUGACCAAUAUCGGAUUUUCUCUCGUUCUGCAUCGCAAACGUGCCUGCGUCGUGGGAUGGAGUCGUUACUCCUGGUCGAAAGAGACGUGGGUCUAUUCACGCCGUACAGUCGACACGAUCGCUAGGUACAACCAACUCUUCCCCGAUGUGAUCAACUUCAUUGGAGCCAGUGAUAUGCAUGUCUCCGCCUUUGAAAUGAGUGACAUCUUCCCCACAAACACCUUCGAGCGGUACUCUCAGCUGCGAACGUUCCUGCGCAACGAGGUGAAGGGCAACCGGAUAGUGACAGAUGCGAACGCACCACUGUUGGACACGAAGGGUCUCCUGGUCGUCCAGAGUCAUCUCUUCCCCGAUUCACCCUUCCCUACGUCACUUCCCACUGACUGCACUCGUAUUGAAAUCGCCCCCACCGACGUCUUUGCGAUCUUGCCCGACGGUGGUCGUAUCAUACCACAGUGCUACCAGGCAUGGUUGAAAAGGCUCGGGAAAAAGUUUGACACUUUUGAGCUGGUCGACCGAGUCAUGUACGUUGGUCCACGACACGAUAUCUUUGGCCUCUGUGGCUUUGUCAUCGGCGUCUACCUCGUUCUUGGCCAGGAGACCAUCGAGGUCAUGUUUGAUCGCCCAUUUGAUGGUGCCAUCUCCAUCAGAGGUUCUUCAUCGUGCUGUUUGGCGAUGGCCUCUUCCCACCUCCUGCACUAUCCCCGUUUCAUCGAAUCUACCAGCGCGAGGAAGCAGAAGGAGAGGAGCAGUGGUAGUAAGAAACAGCGAUAUCUGGGAAAGGAGUUUAUGAAGAAGGAGGCGUUCACCGUGCUGACACCACAGUCCCCACCGCUGUCCACAGCGAACCCCAUCGAUUCUGUGCUGCCGUCAGAGUGGCUGGCUAACCCUCCAUCGGAAUUUGCCUCUUCCUCUACCGCCGUCGCUGCCUUGAAUAAAAAAGCGACGAAGUGCGUGUCUACUUCCUCGAAAAAGCCGCUCCCACAGCCUCCCUCUCCAAAUAUUAAACACAGCAACUCAAGCGUCGCACCUUCUUCUUUGGGGCAAAUGCCCGUUCAGUCGCAUUCAAAGUCCCAUCAGCAACUACAAAAUCAGCAAAAGAAGCAUCAGAUAAGAUUGGGACCGAAGACUGUCGAUCAGGCGACUGCUUCACUAUGUUCGUUGCAGGCGAAUUCAGCGCCCAUGACGUAUCCGACCUCGGAGGUGCAGCUGCCUUCGAAUCCACAAGCUCCCGCCCUUUUCCCCCCCAGCCCAUGGUGCUCUAAUUCAAUAAAAUGGUUGCCUGAAAUCUGCUCUUCAGGACCCGAGCAGAGUCCCGGGGGUUCACCACCGUGGGUCCAGGUGGAUCCGCGCUUCGUGGCCUUCUUCAACUACGAAUGGAGCCUCUUUUUGUGGACUCGCUCACCGCUUCGCGACCUAUACUUUUCUGUCGAGCAGCAAGCCUUUCAAUCCGCCCAAUUCUUAGAAUGCUUUACUUCUCAGCAGCCGCAACUGCAACCCUUUGUGUCCCCCGUGAACGAUUCCCAUCUGUCAGUGCCAACACAUCUCCCAGUGUCUGAAAAUACGAACAACCUGACAAAUUUUGUGCCGACUCAGGUGAAGCAAGCCUCCGUGAGGUCGAGACGUCAAUAG
Echinococcus granulosus is the source of this 1809-nucleotide messenger RNA. RefSeq names its product 5'-3' exoribonuclease. The record is from RefSeq and is a predicted model, not a curated record. The coding region runs from base 1 to 1809 and encodes 602 amino acids. The transcript is spliced from 10 exons. Lineage: Eukaryota; Metazoa; Platyhelminthes; Cestoda; Cyclophyllidea; Taeniidae.